AUGUUUCAUCACCAUUUUGGCGUGCUGCCGAUACUUCAUCGUUCGAUGGAAGUUUUAUCUCACCGUGGCACGAUCGUCAACAUUCUCAUGAAUAUACUCCGUUUCGAUUUCCUGAUCCUCAUCAUCACUAUGAUCCAACAUCAUCCUACUAUCCUGAUGCAGCAACUGCGGCAGCAGCGAUCGAUUCCUAUACAUCAUCAGCAACAUCCUACUCGCCCUAUAUGGUACAUCAUCAUUCGCCUUCAGCGGCCAACACAACUGCAAUUUCUACUACUGCAAAUAGUUCAUCGUCAGUUAAACCUGAAACAUCAACAGCUGCUGCCUUGCAAUCCGCUUUUAGUCUAUCAACCCCAAUGAAUGUUAAUGUUUCGAUGAAUUUCAAUUCUCAUAGUGUUCAAUAUGCGCCAGGCUAUGGUUCCAAUAUGAAUCCGUCAGCAAGCUUCAGUGCAACACCGUACGAUCCGUUCUAUGCGUCAUCGGCUGCAUCCCAUUAUCCAUUUACAAAUCAUUCGCCUGAACUCAAAUCCAGUCGUUCAUCCGAUCCAGUCACUACCAAACAAGCAAUGUUUCUUUCAGCUGCUGCUGCUAACUAUGAUUACAAAGAUC
Adineta ricciae is the source of this 606-nucleotide messenger RNA. NCBI's taxonomy places the organism in Eukaryota, Metazoa, Rotifera, Eurotatoria, Adinetida, Adinetidae. The record is from the annotation of a GenBank genome assembly.